CCUUCCUUUGCGACCAACCAAUGGUCGCUGCUACUCUGGGACAUUCACACCCAUGCAUGCUGGACAUGUGCUUCUCUCCAUCUUACUCGUCCUCCUUGCUCUCUCCAUCGUCACCCUUGUGGCGCACAUGCCAUUGCCACAAUCGUUCUUCGCAUCUCGACCACCACACUUGAUUAAAAACACGGGUAUUGAUCUCACCGGUGCCGGUGAUUGUGUUUACUCCAAUGGUAGAUGGGUGAGAGAUGCCGCCGCCAUGACAGCUUACCGAGAGGACUGUCCAUUUGUUGACCCUGGCUUUCAGUGCAUCACCAACGGCCGGAGCAACUCUUCUUUUCGCUACUGGCGAUGGCAACCUGAUCGCUGCCAACUCCCUAGGUUCAAUGCAACUGAGAUGCUGGAGAGGAGCCGGAACGGGAGAAUCGUGUACGCCGGCGACUCGAUCGGCCGGAAUCAGUGGGAGUCCAUGGUGUGCAUGCUCGCCGCCGCCGUGCCGGCCGGGAAGUCGAGAAUAUAUGAGAAGUCCGGGAAACCCCUUAGCAAGCACAAGGGUUACCUCUCCAUGGUCUUCGCAGACUACAACCUCUCCGUCGAAUACUACCGUGCCCCUAUGCUUGUCAUGAUCGACCGCCUCCCGGCGGGCAGCGGAGCCAUCAAGGGGGCGGUCCGGCUGGACGUGCUGCCCCGGCACGCCGACCGCUGGGCCGGCGCUGACGUGCUCGUGUUCAACACGGGGCAUUGGUGGAACGAGCACAAGACUACCAAAUCGGGAAAUUAUUUCAUGACUGGCACUCGGCUGAACAUGACCAUGGAUAUCAAGGAAGCAUUCCGAUUGGCGCUUGGGACAGUGACAGAUUGGGGGACAACUAAUGCACGGCUUCCUAACAGCUAUCUUUUCUUCAGGAGUUAUUCUCCUUCUCAUUACAGAUUCUGUACAGAGGUCACUUUACAUUAGUACUAAAAGUAAUUAAGGUUAAAAAUAGCAGCAAUGGCACGUGGAACACAAAUGGCUCGUGUGCUGACCAGCGAGAUCCAGUGACCAUCAUCGACCAAUUCAACGAGGAGUACCCGUGGAUCAACGCCAUGAUUUCGAAUGCCGUCGAUGGCAUGAGAAGGCAGCGAGGAAUGAGAGCCCAGUUCUUGAACAUAACAUACAUGACCGAACUGAGGAGGGAUGGCCACCCAUCCCGGCACCGGGAACCUGGUACGCCGUUGGACGCGCCGGAGGACUGCAGCCAUUGGUGUCUGCCGGGCGUGCCCGACACAUGGAAUGAGAUCUUGUAUGCACAACUCAUGUCAAUGGGAUAUGAUACGAGGACAAAAUAGAGGAGGUCAACUUCUAAACUUUAAUUCUAGAAGUAGCUACGGUAUGAUCAUUUGUAAGACAAUACAAAGUUUACAGGCUCUGCGCUAGCUAGCUGUAGGUGUAGAAAGGUUGAUCGUUUGAAGCUAAGACAUACUACCUCCGUCCCUAAAUGUUUGACGCUGUUAAUUUUUUUACACAUGUUUGA
Messenger RNA from Oryza brachyantha (malo sina), 1508 nucleotides. RefSeq names its product protein trichome birefringence-like 8. Gene Ontology annotation, molecular function: O-acetyltransferase activity. The record is from RefSeq and is a predicted model, not a curated record. The coding region runs from base 53 to 952 and encodes 299 amino acids. Gene Ontology annotation, cellular component: Golgi apparatus. The transcript has 4 exons. NCBI's taxonomy places the organism in Eukaryota, Viridiplantae, Streptophyta, Magnoliopsida, Poales, Poaceae.